AUGGUCAACGCUUCCCACGCACCGGCCGGUGUCAGCAAGAGCCAGACGACACGUCACACAUGCCAUUGCGGUAAGGGUUUCCUCCGAAAGGAACACCUGAGGCGGCAUCAGGCGACCCACCAGGUCCCGUCAUUUACAUGCCCCGUAUGUGGCCGCUCCUUCACCCGCAACGAUGUCCUGCGUCGCCAUCUCGGCGUGCACAACUCUCUCAACGCGCCCCUGGCACGCGGAUGGAGCGCCUGCGACCUCUGCCACGAGAGCAAGACCAAGUGCGACGGCGGCCAGCAGUGCUCCCUCUGCACAAAGAGAGGCAUCGUCUGCACCUACUCCCGCGACUCCAGAGCCCCGGAUGCCGAGGACGCCGUGAUCAGCGUCGGCAGCAGGAAGCGCUCCUCCAUCCAGCCGCCGGCCGCCGUCAAUCGGCGGCCGACCACCACCGCCGUUCGGACAGUGUCGUCUCCACAAUCGUCGUCGUCCGAGUCCUUCUCGGUCUCCCCUCCCCACUCUUACGCCGCCCAUGCGCCUCCGCCAUCGCUGGAAGCCCGAGGCUCCGUGCCGGCUGAGGUGGCCGUCACCGCCGUUUCCACCGCCGGUUCUGCGCCCCAGUCCCCCCGGCUGUCUCUCCGCGUGGGGCUGGGAUGCUUGGCCGGCCUGAUCGCGGCUCACGUAUCAGGCAAGUCGGAAGCGGAGAUCAACCUCCCGGUGGGUUACGCUGCCUGGCUGGAUACCUGUCUAGACUCGUACUUUCUCCACUUCCACGAGAGAUGGCCCGUCAUCCACGGACCUGCCCUCAGGGACGACUUGGAGAGCUGCCCGCUCACCGUCGCCGCGGUCGCCAUGAUUGGCGCAUGGCUCCUCAGCGGGGACAAGACGGCAGACAUCAUACUAGGCAUUCACGGCCGCCUGGCCUCGUAUGCUCUCAAGGAAUUGAUCGUCGCAGACAUCGAUGAGUCAAGCGGGCCAAAGCCGUGGCCGCACAUGGCUUACGAGGUGGCCCUCUUGAAUGCCAUCUUCGCCUUCGAGUCUGGGCGGAGGAGUCUACUGCCGAGGGCCCGCCGGCUGCUGAAUCUCACGAUAUCCUCCAUGAGAGAAAAGGGGGCGUUCAACCAGCGGCAGAUUGAAAGGCAUGCCGAGGUGCACUACCCGGGAACGUUCCGUCCCUGGCUGGAGCACCAAUACACCAAAUGGAAAUGGCUUGCUGCUAGUGCCCUGAAGAUCGACGUGUAUCUGGCCCUCGUAUCUAGUCAGCCUCCUAUACUGCACGCGGAGGAGCUGCAGCUGAGUAUGCCUCCGACGUUUUCCCUGUGGAACGCCUGGGGUCUUGACAAGUACUUCCGCCGCGUGGGUAUCGAACCAACGGACCGCAGCUCGUUCAGCAUGGCGAGCAUGGCACAGAGCCCGCAAGUGAUGAUACCGUCUGGCACCAUGGUCGAGGACGUCAUCAUAGGCCUGUGCGGGAGCUGCCACGACAUCUGGAAGCUUGCACAGGUGCAGUGGAGCGGCGGCUUCGUCCCCCAGUGUGACUCGGGCCGGGCGUGGCUCUCGGAGCCUCUACAGAGCUGGAAGGACCGCCUCGAGGGGAUCGCGAGCCUGUGGGCCGACCCUGUCGGCAACGCGCCCGAAAUCAGGCGCCUCCUGGCCGCGUACAUGGGCAGAGAGACGGAGGCCCAGCCGGGGUGGGAGCAGGCCGUCAUGAACCGCAUCACGCUGUUCGUACUCAACGGUCGCAUGCUGUACCACCUCCUGCUGCUGCACCUCAACAUAAACGUGCGGUUCAUGACUAUCCUGGUCUUCGGAUCGUGGAGCCUUGCCGGCGCAGGGGGCGCAUCUGCCUGCUCGCCCGUCACCCCCGUCGACGCCGACAUCGUCCAGCUGUGCCGCUGGGCCGUCACCGAGGACGCAAGGAAGGCCAUUCUACACUGCCUCGCCAUCCUCAAGGCCUACGAGUGCGCCCUGUACACCGUGAAUGGUCCCCCGGGGAAUAUCGACCCCAUCGCCCACGUUGCCCUGUCCACGGCCGCGGCGGUGCUGAAGGGAUGGUUCCUCACCGACGCUGUCCCCUGCACGUGUGGUGUCGUCAGCAGGUCACCGAUCGAUAACAUGGAUAUAGAUGUCAGUGCCAUCUCCGAGUCGUGCGGGUGGGUUGCCAACGGCGGCUGCGUGGCUGUCGACGGGAUUCCCGUCUGCGCCUGUGCGUCCGACGCCUGGAUGUCCCGGUUUGCUACCACGCUCAGAAGACAGGCACGGGGGUGGCAGUUGGCUGAGUUUCUGGCGGCCCGCCUGCAGACAACGCCCCUUGACGCUGCGAGGUGA
Messenger RNA from Geosmithia morbida, 2313 nucleotides. RefSeq names its product Fungal Zn(2)-Cys(6) binuclear cluster domain. Gene Ontology annotation, molecular function: zinc ion binding; RNA polymerase II cis-regulatory region sequence-specific DNA binding; DNA-binding transcription factor activity, RNA polymerase II-specific. NCBI's taxonomy places the organism in Eukaryota, Fungi, Ascomycota, Sordariomycetes, Hypocreales, Bionectriaceae. The coding region runs from base 1 to 2313 and encodes 770 amino acids. The record is from RefSeq and is a predicted model, not a curated record. Gene Ontology annotation, biological process: regulation of transcription by RNA polymerase II; DNA-templated transcription. The transcript has 4 exons. Gene Ontology annotation, cellular component: chromatin.